AUUCUGUUUUAUUUUAUUCGGACGUCGCAAAAAAGCUGAGACGAACCAAUUUAACUGUUCGUUUUACCGUCCUCGUCCCUUGCCGUUUCGCAGAGCCCGUUUUAAAUCUCGGACGUGGGCCAAAGACGAUUAUGGAAAUACUUGUGUAGAACCUGCGGAGCCGGCAUCACACCACAUGGCAUGAACACUUGGCCGAACUCGGUACCGCUGAUUUCAUGUUGCUCCGGAGCCGGACGAAGGACGGCUGCCCGGGGGGCUGCCUGCCAUGCUGACCGCGCAGCGUCCGCAGACGCGUGAAUGGAGAAGAGCGGCUCGGGUUCGGUGAAGCUGCAGGAGGACCGCUUAUAAUAAUGGGGCUCAAACGCGGCGCGAACACACACGUCUCCGUAAGCCGACGUCAGCCCAAACACACAUCCAGAAUCUACUUCGCCUCCGUGUUGCUCCUGCUGCUGUUCACCCCGAUAGCGGACACGUCAUGGUGGUACAUCGGCGCGCUGGGCGCUCGGGUGAUCUGCGACAACAUCCCAGGUCUGGUGAACAAGCAGCGCCAGCUGUGCCAGCGGCACCCAGACCUGAUGCAGUCCAUUGGCGAGGGAGCCAAAGAGUGGAUCAAAGAAUGUCAGCACCAGUUCAGACACCACCGCUGGAACUGCAGCACGCUGGACCGGGACCACACCGUGUUUGGCAGGGUCACACUGCGAAGCAGCCGAGAGGCGGCUUUUGUGUACGCCAUCUCGUCGGCAGGAGUGGUCUAUGCCAUCACCAGGGCCUGCAGUCAAGGUGAGCUCAAGAUUUGCAGCUGUGACAGCCAAAAGCGUGGCUUUGACCGCGAUGACCACGGCAGCUUCGACUGGGGCGGGUGCAGCGACAACAUCAACUAUGGGAUAAGCUUUGCCAAGGCUUUCGUCGACGCCAGGGAGAAGAUGGUGAAAGAUGCUCGGGCCCUCAUGAACAUGCACAACAACCGCUGUGGGAGAAUGGCAGUAAAGCGCUUUAUGAAGCAGGAGUGCAAGUGUCACGGGAUGAGUGGCUCCUGCACUACAAGGACCUGCUGGCUGGCUAUGUCUGACUUCAGGCGGACUGGAGACUACCUGCGCAAGAAAUACAACACAGCCGUCGAGGUGACCAUGAACCAGGAUGGGACCGGCUUCAUGGUGGCUGACAGGAAUUUCAAGGGAACCAUGAAGAACGACCUAGUAUACGUCGAGAACUCACCAGACUACUGCCUGAUGGACCGCACGGCAGGUUCCCUGGGCACGGCAGGAAGGGUCUGCAACAAGUCCUCACGCGGCACAGACGGCUGUGAGGUCAUGUGCUGUGGGCGGGGCUAUGACACCAUGCGCAUCAAACGCGUCACCCAGUGUGAGUGCAAAUUUAAGUGGUGCUGCGCAGUGGAGUGCAAGGACUGUGAAGACGUGGUGGACGUUCACACCUGCAAACCACACAAGCGACCCGAUUGGCUGGACCUGACCUGAAAAAGGAGAACCUGGACUAAUCGCUCCCUCCCUUGAGUCAUCAAAUCUGCGAGUGACUGAUCGCGGUGCACCACUGGAUCCUGAGUCAAUCCUUUCAAUGACCCGGUACUGCAACUUCAUUACCUCCGGCUCUGACUUGGCUACUUUGUUGGACAUGUCCUUUAAAAAGACUGUGAGCAAAUCCCUGAGUUCGAAGUCUCAUUUGCCUUAGGAUGGACAGAGGCAAAAAAAGAAAGACAAGGCGAGACAGAGAUCUUUGAGAUCUUAAUAACAGACACUGACACUGUUUUUAUUAGUUUAAAAGAACAUCACAUCAUUGUGCAGUAUUGCUACACAGCAUUUUGUUUAUGGUACAAUGGCAAGUUGCUCCAAGCGAGUACAACUCUAAUAGACUACGAACAAACUAGCAAAUUGUAAGUGUUAAUUUGUAGAAAGCCUUACCUUUUGGGGU
This is a messenger RNA of Lampris incognitus (smalleye Pacific opah), 1926 nucleotides long. Its product is annotated as protein Wnt-2b-like. Gene Ontology annotation, cellular component: extracellular region. NCBI's taxonomy places the organism in Eukaryota, Metazoa, Chordata, Actinopteri, Lampriformes, Lampridae. Gene Ontology annotation, biological process: neuron differentiation; multicellular organism development; cell fate commitment. The record is from RefSeq and is a predicted model, not a curated record. The transcript has 5 exons. Gene Ontology annotation, molecular function: cytokine activity; frizzled binding. The coding region runs from base 351 to 1475 and encodes 374 amino acids.